Molecule: messenger RNA, 1073 nt
Organism: Brassica napus (rape)
Lineage: Eukaryota; Viridiplantae; Streptophyta; Magnoliopsida; Brassicales; Brassicaceae
Product: YLP motif-containing protein 1
Exons: 1
Coding region: 1-990 (329 amino acids)
Source: RefSeq, a predicted model, not a curated record
AUGUCACAAAUGGAACCCAAAGAAACAGAGACACCACCACAACCUAGAAAACAACCGAGGCAGCAUCCUUCUGUGCCGUUCGUUUGGGAAGAACGGCCUGGCUUACCAAAGAAGAACUGGCAACCUUCACUAGCCACUUUCGUGCCUUCUGCUCCUCCGCUUCCGCCACCUAUCCCUGUCCCGGUUAAGCUUGUCACCUCCGUUCCUUUCUGUUGGGAAAAGACCCCUGGAGAAGUGCUACUAAAGCUUCCACAACCACCGUCGGAAACCUCCAAGACUCCUCCAUUACCACCUCCGGUCCCAGUUCCAGUUAAGCUGGUUACGUCCGUUCCUUUCUGUUGGGAAGAGACUCCUGGAAAACCGGCUCCUUCUUCCGCAAAUGACCCACCUAAGCUUCCACAACCACCAUCGAAAACCGUCACGGCUCCUUCAUUACCACCGCCAGUUCCAGUUCCGGUUAAGCUGGUUACAUCGGUUCCAUUCCAUUGGGAAGAAACUCCUGGACAACCAUACCCUUGCUUUGUUGAUUUCAACCCACCUGACCCCUUGGACCAACCGCUGUACGGUUGCGAGGCUGAAACCAGCAGUGAUUGCUUCAGCUCUGUGCCGAUAUCAGGUGCUUUUACAAUGGAUGAAUUUGAUGACAACCUGAACAGGGAGACGUGCUCGAUGCCAACAUCGCCAGCCUAUGAUACUGAUGACAGUACGAGCAGUUACAUGACGGGAGCUUCCAGUCUCGUGGGAGCUUCGUUCUUGGAAGAGCUGUUUCCACGUCUUCCACAGGAGAAGGUCGAAGCUGCUGAUUCUCACCAUGUUCAGGUUACUACAGCUUCUAAUGACAUCAACUUUGGCUUUCCUGUGAGGGCGCAAUAUACACUCCGGGAGUUAAUAAUGAUGAGCCGAAGGAGGAGUUACAUGAGAGAGCACAAUCCUUCCAUGGUAGAAGGACGUGAGUGGAGAAGACACCAACGAAGGCUGAAGCUACUUUAGAAUAAAACACUUAACAAUUUGUAUCAAGAAACAGAACUUGUCGCAAAGUUCUCUUUUCAUAGAAGUAGAAACUUGUUUUGAUA